UAGUGCCUCCCAAAAUGCCUGAUUUUCUGUACAUGAGAUUUUCUUAAAUGUCGAUUAUUUUUAUGCAUAGACAGAUACAUUUGUUUAUUUUUUGGCAUUUUAAAAUACAUUUUCACCACGUAUAAGUAUUUAGUAAAUUGUAUGCAAAUGAUCAGUGCAGGCGGUAGAGUACCGUGGGUCUUGCACUCGAAAAAGCGCCAAUAUCUACGCACACCACCGUGGUUGUCAAAUGGUUUUCAGGUGAACUGUAAAAUGGCGAAGUAAAAGCGGAAUAAACUGCAUAUGACAUGAAUCAAUAAGGACAGAGAACUGAAUUGGUGAGACGACUCCAGCAAGCUGCGCUGUUGUCAGUGUAACGUCGUUAAAGUUAUUGGGACUGCAUGCCAAGAUGCCCGGUCUUCAGGGUGACAGCGUCGUAGCCGCUCUCGGCAGUCCCAUCAAGAAAACCAAGCUCUCCUUGAGGUUCUUCCAUAAAAAAGAAACCAAGCGAGCGCUAGAUUUCUCAGAGCCACACGCGGAGGAACACCAAUCGGAGGACGCAGCCAGCGGCGGUUGUGAGCAGUUGGUGCCUGCCCCCGGGCCAUCCUCGCCUCUCAUCCCCUGCGAGAAAAAAGAAACCCUGGUUCCCUUUGUUGGGUUGAAUAACCUUGGAAACACAUGCUAUCUCAACAGCAUUCUGCAGGUCCUGUACUACUGUCCAGGGCUGAGAGAUGGCAUUAAGAAACUUUACAAUGUCUCCAAACGGAAAGACAAGUCUAAGGAUGAAGAUUGUAAAAGUGAAGAGACAGGGGGAGUGGAGGAUGUGUUGCCUGCUCACAUGGAGAUGCUGAGCAGCUUCCACAGCCUCAUCACGUCAGCAGAGCAGCUCCAGUCCAGCUACCUGCUGAACCCCGACCUGCACCACCAUGCCGAGCUGGCCACGCCCCCUCGCAAGCUGCUCAACACCCUCAGGCAGCUGAACCCCAUGUACGAGGGCUACCUUCAGCACGACGCCCAGGAGGUGCUGCAGUGCAUCCUGGGAUACAUCCAGGAGGCCUCCGACACCAUCCGAAAGGAGCUGAGCGGUGAGGAUGGCGCCGCCCCACUGGCCGCCGGCGGGACUGCAGAGGAGGACGAGGAGGAAGCCCUGCUGAGCGGGAAGAGGAAGAGCGACACGGAGGCCGGCAACGCCAAGAAGAAGACCAGACCCCUGGAGCAGAGCCAGGGGCCCCAGGAGCAGAGCCAGGGGCCCCAGGACGUCAAGCCCUUCACUCGCUCCAAGAGGAAGUCCUCCAGCGACAUCACAGCAGACAACAGCAAGACCGAGGGAGCGGCGGAGGAGGAGGAGGAGAGACAGGAAAAGGAGGGAGGAGGAGGAGGCGAGAGAGAGGGCAAAGGCCAAGACCCGCCCAAGGAGGGGAAGAGGAAGAGGAGGUCUGUGAGGAGCUGGCUGGGGGCCAACAGGAAGCAGCCCAGCAUCUUCUCCAAGUUCUGCAGCCUGGGGAGGAUCAGCUCCCAGCGGGGGGCGAGGCCUGAGGAGGCCCCGCCCAGCCUGGAGGCCCCGCCCAGCCUGGAGACCCCGCCCAGCCUGGAGGCUGGGACGCCCCCGGUCCAGGAGACGGGACACCCUGGGAAGACCUCCAUCCAGGAGACCAGCACACACCAGCAGUCUGGGGGAGAGCGGACCAGCAGACACGAAGAGAGCGAGGCGGUGGGGCUGAUGGAGAGGCUGUUCCAGGGCCGGCUGGUGCUGAGGACGCGCUGCCUGGAGUGUGAGAGCUCCACAGAGAGGAGGGAGGACUUCCAGGACGUCAGCGUGCCCGUGCAGGAGGAUGAACACAGCGGCCCCGAGAGCAGCUCUGAGGUGUCUCCAGACCCUAAGCCAGAGUUGAAGACCCUGCAGUGGGCCAUCUCCCAGUUUGCCUCUGUGGAGCGCAUCGUGGGGGAGGACAAGUACUUCUGUGAGACCUGCCUCCACUACACGGAGGCAGAGAGGAGCCUGCUGUUCGACAAGACCCCAGAGGUCGUCACCAUCCACCUCAAGUGCUUCUCAGCCAACAGCCUCGAGAUGGACCCGUACGCUGGCCUGUCCAAGGUGAACACGCCCCUGCUCACGCCCCUCAGCCUGUCCCUGGAGGAGUGGUGCACGGGGCCCUCGGCCACCAGGGGGCAGCACUACCAGCUGUUUGCCGUGGUGAUGCACAGCGGCGUGACCAUCAGCAGCGGACACUACACCACCUACGUCAGGAUGAGUGACCUAAAGGACACCCAGCUCUGGCCGGGGGAGGGGGAGCAGGGGGGUGGAGAGGAGGAGCAGCAGGAGGAGGAGGAGGGGGGUGGGAAGGCCAAGGAGGAGGUGCUGGAGUACGAUGACGGCGAGGUGUCCUUCAGCCUGGCCAAGCGGCCGGGCGGAGCCUCCGUCAGCAAGCUGGGGGCCAAGAAGCCGUCGGAGGGCGUGGCCCUCCUGGGGGGGCAGAGGAGCCUGGUCAGCUACGACCUGGGCUGCAGCAAGACCAACCCUGACAAGACCGAGAGCUCCAGGGGGCGGAGGGUCGCCGGCGGGACGCUAGCCAGCCCCGGGGCCAGGAAGGGGGCCGGGGAGGAGGAGCGGGGAGCCGGGGGGACCAAGGGGGAGGAGCUGGGGGGGGCGGAGCAGGCCCUGAGCAGCCUGAUGAGCUACGAGGGGAAGUGGCUUCUGUUUGACGACUCCGAGGUGCACCUGUUUGAGGAGGAGGACUUCCUGAGAGCCUGCUCACCUGAGACGUGCUCCACCUCCACCCCCUACCUGCUUUUCUACAGGAGGAUCCCUCCACUGUGACCCAGCCCCCCCCCCCCCAGGCACAUCCCAUCUCAACUUCUUUCUUCCUCCCCCCUCCCAGGAUGGGGUCAUUUCUGGAGAAGCUAUAGGGACUCAUGUCCGUCAACAGAAUAUGCUAAACCUUGACUGUCUAACCUCAGUACAUUUCUUUCUGCUAAGUGCUUGCACGUUUGUGUACAUGGACUUCAGACGGCACCUUCAGGCUUCCCCAUGCCCGUGAAUUAUAGAGACGUUAGCUGACGCAGGAUUUUGGAGGUGGGAGACAGUAGUGGUGGUGUGCGUCACCCUGAGCUGUCGUCUGGGUGAAAUGCUCCUUAGAGCGCCCUCUCCUGCACUGUGUCGGAUUUGCGGUUUUUAGAUUAUUUUUUUAUAAAGAGCACAUUUUAUUCUUGUAUAUCGUUCUUUACCCUUGCCUGGGUGAAGCUCUUGUCAUUUUCAGAUUCUACUUGUACCUCCACGUCCAGGAAUGUUCUGGAAUCUUUGAAGCAAGCUGGACAUUACUUACUGCAGGUUGGGUGAGAUGUUUGUGCACUAGAUGAACCCAAUAUCCUUGAGUAUAAACUGCGUCAUUGUUGAGUCAGUCGUACUGUAAACAUACAUGAGCAACUUGCCAAAAUGGUUGCUGUUCCUCUCAGUUUGAGUAGAUGUGUGUGGCCAGACAUCAGGGAUGGAUGUGGUUGAUCGUCAAGUGCUCCACCAGUACCUCAUUCCAGCUCAACAAGCUCUGGUCACCAUAUCACGUCUGAAGGCUUCUGCACAAGCGGCAAUCCAGAUGAAACUUUAAGGUUGUUGGUCUGAAAUGAUUUGUCUUGCUAUUCAACAUGUUCUUAAAAGCUACUGGGUUUUAUGUUCAGUGUGAAUAUUUUCUUGUUCUAUCUUUAUUGUUAAGUAUCAGUCCAGUCCUCUUGCUGUUGACUUUUACAAAUAAACACCAGCAUAAACAAAA
Hypomesus transpacificus is the source of this 3743-nucleotide messenger RNA. It is a transcript of the gene usp1, whose product is annotated as ubiquitin specific peptidase 1. The transcript is spliced from 9 exons. Gene Ontology annotation, molecular function: cysteine-type endopeptidase activity; cysteine-type deubiquitinase activity. Gene Ontology annotation, cellular component: nucleus; cytosol. The record is from RefSeq and is a predicted model, not a curated record. Lineage: Eukaryota; Metazoa; Chordata; Actinopteri; Osmeriformes; Osmeridae. The coding region runs from base 389 to 2797 and encodes 802 amino acids. Gene Ontology annotation, biological process: protein deubiquitination.